Molecule: messenger RNA, 849 nt
Organism: Penicillium argentinense
Lineage: Eukaryota; Fungi; Ascomycota; Eurotiomycetes; Eurotiales; Aspergillaceae
Product: DNA 5'-adenosine monophosphate hydrolase
Exons: 2
Coding region: 1-849 (282 amino acids)
Biological process (GO): single strand break repair; double-strand break repair
Cellular component (GO): nucleus
Molecular function (GO): DNA 5'-adenosine monophosphate hydrolase activity; single-strand break-containing DNA binding; single-stranded DNA binding
Source: RefSeq, a predicted model, not a curated record
AUGUCCGGGACAGAGCCAGGUUCCGCAAGCUCUGUUGCCGGGCCAUCCAAGCAGCAGAACGGCUCAGCGGAGAAGAGAAACGCUUUUACCGAACUUCUUUCAUCCCGCAGCAAGCUGUCCAAGCACACGAUGGCGAGCACAUCCAAGACCCCGCCUUUGAAGAGCAGCCCGGCGCAGUUCAGUCAGUUCGGAGGGCGCGAAGGACUGGGUGCCUACAUUGCAAAGCCAGAGUCUUACCCAUCCAAUAUAGUGAUCUAUCACAAUGCGGAGUUUGUUGCAAUCCACGACUUGUUCCCAAAGUCCUCCCUGCAUUUGCUGCUUCUCCCUCGCGAUCCAACUAAAACUCGUCUGCAUCCCUUCGAAGCCUUUGAAGACGUCGAGUUUCUUGCCAAAGUGAAGUUCGAAGCCCAAAAACUCCGCUCCUUGGCAGCUGGCGAACUACGACGCAAAUACGGAAAGGACUCUGCGCAGGAAAGAGCAAGACAACAGGCUCUGAGUGCCGAUCCGCCACCGGACGAGCUACCACCUGGACGAGACUGGGACAAGGAAAUCAUGUGUGGAAUCCAUGCCGUGCCAUCAAUGAGCCAUCUUCAUGUGCACGUGAUUGCAGUCGAUCGUUACAGUGACUGCUUGAAACACCGGAAGCACUACAACAGCUUUGCAACACCGUUCUUUGUGCCCAUUGACGACUUUCCUUUAGCCAAGGAUGAUGUGCGGCGGUAUCCCACGCGGGAGGGAUAUCUACGACAUGACUUCAUUUGCUGGCGCUGUGGGGAAAACUUUGCAAACAAGUUCGUCGAGCUGAAGAAGCAUCUAGCGCUGGAGUUUGCAGAAUGGAAGAGAUUAUAA